UGAUUUUUCUUUUCAGUUCAGCUUGUAGUAGCAAUGGAGUUGCUUGCAGUAUUUGUCAUAAUUCAUUUAACAUUUCAGUCGUGCGUAGUUUAGUUUUUAGGUAUACCGGCUACAAUAAGGAUUCAUAAAACGAACUCUUAUAAAUAGUGCCGGCGUGCAUAAAGUUCUACAAUAGUUCGGACGCAUCCACGUGAAAAAACUAUUAUCAAGAUGACGAAGAGUCUUAUCGUCUGCUCCUUGGCAGUAAUUUCGUUGAUUAAUUUCGGCGAUGCCCAAAAUUACUGCAACUUGAAUAAGUGCCAAGGAAAUUCGCACACCAUGUGCCAAUAUCGGUCAAACAAUGCCGGCUCGAAAUGCGGAAGAGUUUUAUCGGCCGGUUUAUCGGAAAACGAAAAGAGAACUAUCGUCAAUGUGCACAAUCAACUCAGGCAAAAGGUCGCCAACGGUCGAGAGGGCCGAGGAUUACCAGGACCCCAGCCUGCCGCUAAAAAUAUGCAAAAUUUGCAAUGGGACAAUGAAUUAGCCACCAUUGCUCAAAGAUGGGCCAACCAAUGCGACUUCAAUCACGAUAAAUGCAGAAAUGUCGAAAGAUACUCGGUUGGUCAAAAUAUUGCCUACGUCGGCACUACCGGCGAUGUGAACACCCUCAAAGUUGAAAGUAUGGUUAACAACUGGUACAACGAGGUGAAAGACUACAGUAAAAACAGCGUCUCUAAAUUCACUAGCCUCAAAGGACCCAAUGGUAAGGACGUCGGUCAUUACACUCAAUUGGUUUGGGCUAAAACGAACAGAGUCGGAUGCGGUGCCAUGAGAUACAACGACGGUCGUUUCAACAAAUUCUUCUUGGUUUGCAAUUACGGACCAACGGGUAACUACCAGGGACAACCCGUGUACGAAAGACGUUAAUUUUUCUUUUCUAUCGAAGAAAAUUUUCUCGAUAAGUACAAAAAGUUUAUUUUUUCAUUCGAGAUACGUCAAUAGCAUUUAAACAAUUGUGUACCUAACAAUAACAAAAUAAAAAUUCUAAUUGAAAAA
Messenger RNA from Trichogramma pretiosum, 1035 nucleotides. RefSeq names its product venom allergen 3-like. Gene Ontology annotation, cellular component: extracellular region. Lineage: Eukaryota; Metazoa; Arthropoda; Insecta; Hymenoptera; Trichogrammatidae. The coding region runs from base 211 to 906 and encodes 231 amino acids. The transcript has 6 exons. The record is from RefSeq and is a predicted model, not a curated record.